Molecule: messenger RNA, 9120 nt
Organism: Leptopilina boulardi
Lineage: Eukaryota; Metazoa; Arthropoda; Insecta; Hymenoptera; Figitidae
Product: guanylate cyclase 32E-like
Exons: 23
Coding region: 219-4085 (1288 amino acids)
Biological process (GO): cGMP biosynthetic process; receptor guanylyl cyclase signaling pathway; protein phosphorylation
Molecular function (GO): protein kinase activity; guanylate cyclase activity; peptide receptor activity
Source: RefSeq, a predicted model, not a curated record
GUUGUCAGUCUGGCCGCGCACGCCUUCGAUCUCUGUUGUAGAAUUUCCAAGUUACUCGCGCGGAUAUUAGACGUUAAUUUUAUUGAAGCGCACGCGACAAAUAAUUUUUUUGACAAGUGACAUUUGAAAUAAAAAAAGAAAAAAUUGAAUUUCUCAUAAACAGGACCAAUUAAUUCAAUUCUUUAUCAAAAGUCUUCCGCGAGGUUUUAUAGUUGGGCAUGCCACUGGUACACUUGGAAUGGUCUAGUCUCUUCGUGACGACGUUGUUAGCUGUUACAUUACUACAGGUGGGUGUAAAGGGUGAAACUUUCACCUUGGGAUACAUUACAGGCUCAAAGAGACGACCAAACGACUUUGAGUAUCAACGUCCUGGCUUUCGGAUUUCCGGCGCAAUCACCUUGGCAGUAGAGGAGGUAAAUGCAGGCGAGUUAGGGAGACGUGGUCAUAAACUGGAAUUUUUGAUAGCUGAGACAUACGGAGAGGAAGAGACAAGCAUUUUGAUGACAGCCGAUCUUUGGACGAAAAACGUUAGUGCUUAUAUUGGCCCACAAGAAACUUGUGUUCACGAGGGACGAAUGGCAGCUGCCUUUAAUAAACCAAUGAUAUCAUAUUUUUGUACACAUCAUGAAACAUCUGAUAAAUUAGAAUUUCCAACAUUCGCUAGAACACGACCUCCUGAUACACAAAUAUCAAAGUCUAUUGUUUCGGUACUUACUGCAUUUAAUUGGACAAAAGUAUCGUUUAUGUAUAUGAAUUCAAGUUUAUUUGAGUUCAAUAAAAUGUCAACUGUCGCGAGCACAAUUUUGUCAUCAUUUGCAGUCGCUGGAAUUACUGUCAACUAUUUGAAAUGUUGGGAGGAACCCUAUCACGUGACACACAUGAAAAAUCCAUUCCACAAGCUUGUCAGUGAAACGUACAGUGAAACGCGAAUAUACGUCAUACUUGGAAAUUAUUACGAGCACAUGGGAUUAUUAAUGGCUCUAGACGAGAGAAAACUCCUGGAAAAAGGAGAAUAUUGGGUGGUUGGAGUGGAUAUUGAACAAUAUGAUCAGCAUGAACCUGAUAAAUAUUUACGUGGCUUGUGGCAAAAGCAGACUGAUUUAAAAAUGUUUAAAGCAUUUCGAAACUAUUUCAGUAUUGUUGCCUCGCCGCCCGUUAGUUUCGAUAAUUUCACAACUUUAAUUAAUGAAUAUAGACGUAAACCACCUUUCAACUUUAGCAAUCCAGUGGACAAUCUUGGCGGAGUUGUUCAGAUUGUACCGGAAACGGCAUAUUUGUACGACGCAGUUCAUCUGUACGAAAAAACAUUACUUCGAGCGUUAGAGGAAAACAGAGACCCUUUAAAUGGCAGAGAAAUGAUAUCCGCAUUGCACGGUGUUCAUUAUGAGAGUGCUAUGGGGUACAUGGUGUACAUGGAUGAAAAUGGCGACGCAGAGGGCAAUUAUACUCUAAUCGCUUUAGAUAAUCGAUCCCCAAAGGGACAUGGGCUUUACCCGAUUGCACACUUUAUCGGUAAAGAGGAAAAGACAAAUCUGCCGAAAUUACAUUUUAUCAGAGAAAUAACUUGGCUGGGAAAUGGACCACCAGUGGCGGAGCCCAACUGCGGAUAUCAUGGAGAAAAAUGCAACUCUUAUACUGGUGAAAUAGUAGGAGGAACCGUAGGCGGAUUGAUGCUGGUUUUAUUAGCAAUAUUGUUAAUCCUAUAUAGAAACUGGAGAUACGAACAGGAACUUGAUUCACUUCUUUGGAAAGUCAAUUAUAAAGAUAUUCAAUUAAAGGAAUCUAAAGACGUCACAUCGAAUAACGAUCAAAUAGUUAAGGCAAAUUCAAAGAGUCAGCCUUUCGUAAGAACAAGUCAAGUUUCGCUGAGUUCAAAUCCGGAUGCUGAUUUUCGUUAUUCGAUGAUUUACACGCAAGUAGGCGUUUAUAAGGGUCGAAUUUUUGCAGUGAAGAAAGUGAGGAAGAAAUCAAUAGAGAUUACAAGAGAAAUGAAAAAGGAGCUAAAAGUGAUGAGAGACUUGCGACACGAUAAUUUAAAUGCUUUCAUCGGUGCUUGUACUGAUCCUCCAAAUAUUUGCAUUGUCGUUGAAUAUUGUGCACGUGGAAGCUUAAAGGAUAUUUUAGAAAAUGAAGACAUUAAACUUGACAAUAUGUUUAUGGCUUCUUUAGUAGGUGAUAUUGUUAGGGGAAUGAUAUAUUUACACGAAUCUGUCAUGAAAUAUCAUGGCUCUUUAAGUACAUCAAAUUGUUUAGUGGAUUCACGUUGGGUGGUGAAAUUAGCGGAUUUUGGAUUUCACGAGUUCAAACGCGACGCUGAUUACGAUUCAGAGGAUAUAAUUAAGCGAUAUCAAGCAUUAUUAUAUCGAGCACCUGAAUUAAUUCGAGCAACAAAAAUAUGUGAACCAACAGCAAGAAAUUAUCAAAAAGGUGAUAUUUAUUCAUUUGCGAUAGUUCUCUAUGAAUUACAAGGACGUCAUGGACCUUUUGGUCUAACCGACAUGACAGCACCGGAAAUUCUCAAAAGAAUCAUAACUCGUGAAACAAAUUUACCUCCUUAUAGACCACCUCUGGACCAGUUAGAAAACAAUUUUGAUUUCAUUAGAGAUUGUCUAAUUGAAUGUUGGUCGGAGGAUCCAGAAUUACGACCUGAUUUCAAAAUCAUAAGAAAUAAACUGCGUCCCUUGCGAAAAGGAAUGAAACCAAAUAUUUUUGACAAUAUGAUGGCAAUGAUGGAGAAAUAUGCAAAUAAUCUCGAAGCUCUCGUUGAUGAACGAACAGAUCAGUUAACGGAGGAGAAAAAAAAGACAGAUGCACUAUUAUUCGAGAUGCUGCCAAGAUACGUUGUCGAGCAAUUAAAACGAGGCAAUAAAGUUGAAGCUGAAAGUUUUGACUGUGUUACUAUUUACUUUAGCGAUAUCGUCGGUUUUACUUCAAUGUCAGCUGAAAGUACACCCUUACAGGUAGUUGACUUCCUGAAUGAUUUGUACACGUGCUUUGACUCGACGAUUGAAAAUUACGAUGUUUAUAAAGUAGAGACUAUAGGCGACGCUUAUAUGGUGGUGAGUGGGUUGCCAAUUCGAAAUGGAAUUCAGCACGCGAGUGAAAUAGCUAGUAUGUCCUUGUGUCUUCUAAAUGCAGUCAAACAAUUCACGAUUCGUCAUAGACCGUUAGACAAAUUGCAAUUACGCAUUGGAAUACACUCAGGACCAGUUUGUGCAGGAGUUGUUGGUUUAAAAAUGCCGCGAUAUUGUCUAUUUGGAGAUACUGUAAACACUGCAAGCAGAAUGGAAUCCACUGGAUCACCAUUAAAGAUUCACUGCAGUCGUGAGACAAAGGUUCUUCUUGAUCAGCAAGAUGGUUUUAAUUUAAUAGAACGAGGGAUCAUUUCAUUAAAGGGAAAAGGCGAAAGAAUGACCUAUUGGCUAAUAGGUGAGGAUCCAAUUAUGCGAGAAAUUCGUUCAAAGGAACGAUCAUCCCGAAGAAUUGGAAAUUGUUCUAUUACAAAGAAAGCAAUAACAAUGGAUCCCUUAGUGCCAAGGAGUUCAUUAAAAAAUAAAGCACUCACAAGAACAACAUUUCUACGAUGUUCGAGUGAAUCACCUAAACGAUUGCGAUUCGCCAGUUCUGAUCAACUUGAUAAAAAAAGUAUUCGCAAUGGAAGUCAACUUGAAUCAAUUGCCGAUAAUAGUCCAUGCAAGGGAAAUAUCACAUGUCCUGGAAGAUUAUCUCAAGUUGAAAGUAUGAUAUCGAGUAAUUCGUGUCCAUGUGUGGAAAAACUUUGUGACGUUGAUGCAUUUCCAGUUAAAAUCGAGGGACUAUCGACAAAUAAUAUUGUUAAUGAAAAUUUUAUAAAUAGUACUCCCAUGUUAAGAAAUAAUCAUGAUUAUCUAAAUAAUGAAGAUUCAACAAGCACAAGUUUUGAGACAAAGGGAUUUUGGUUAGGGGCCAGUGAUUAUCUUCGUAUUGCUUGUAAAUCAGCUCCAAGUAGUCCAAAGAAUAGUUCUACUUUUUUAAAUGCACAACAAACGAGAGAAACUCGAUCAACCGAUGAGAUAGAUAGUUGGGAAGUGGCUCCUCUUAUUUAAUUAUGAUAAGACAUUUUUUUUCAGUGACGUAAAAAUUUCCAGGGUCGAAGGGAAAAUUUUCUGUUUUAUACAGACAAAAAAAAGAGACGCAAUCUAUUCCCAAAAAGAGUUAAUAUAAUUAUAAUUAAAUAUAAAUUAAUUAAGCUUUUCUAUAAUAAUUAUAAAUUACUACAGUCGACUCUCGAUAACUUGAAUUUUAAGGGAUAUACCAAAUAAUAUUUAAAUUAUCAUCCAGAGUUUUAUUUAUCGAGAGGAAGUUUGGGAAAAUUCAAAUUAACGAGACGCUUGCUUUUCACCGAACGGUCAAUACGUCGAACAGACAAAAUAUCGAACAGCCAAUACGUCGAACAGCCAAUACGUCGAACAGGCAAAAUGUCGAAAAGCCAUAAUACGUCGAACUGAAAAAAUGUCGAAAAGCCAUAACCUCGAGAAGCCAAUACAUCGAACAGCCAAUACGUCGAACGGUCAAUACAUCGAACGGACAAAAUAUCGAUAAGCUAAAAUAGCGAACAGCCAAUACGUCGAACGGACAAAAUGUCGAAUUUUAUUGACUCAAGUAAAAUUAUAGUUAAGUCAAUAAAAUUUUUCGACAUUUUGUCCGUUCGACGUAUUGGCUGUUCGAUGUUUUCGUUUUUCGAUAUUUUGGCUUAUCGAUAUUUUUUCUGUUCGACGUAUUGGCUGUUCGACGUCUUGGCUUUUCGACAUUUUGUCUGUUCGAUGUAUUAGGCAUUUUACCUUGUGACGUCAGAGGCUGAUGACGUCGAAGCCUGGAGGGACAACAAACGAAAAAAGCUAUAAAGAACUGUCAAACAAGUGAUUUUGAGGUUAAGUUUUUGAAGUUUUCAACGUUACCAACUGUAGAUGGACUAUAGUAAAAUUAUUUGUUGUCCCUCCAAGCUUCCAGCUGAUCAUGCAGCCAUAUUUAAAAGUGAAAUACCUAAUUGGCUUUUCGACAUUUUGUCAGUUCGACAACUUGCCAUUCGACAUUUUGUCUGUUCGACGUAUUGACCGUUCGGUGAAAAGCAAGCGUCUCAAAUUAACGUGAGUUUCAUUAGUUAAGGAUAUUAAUUGUAUUUUUUUUUAUUAUGUCUAAAUGUAACCUGUAAUUUUUUAUUGUUUAAUUGCACUUAAACGUACUUUAUCUAGAAAAUUUUCUAUUGAUACAAGGGCUGAAAAAACUUCAUCUCCACUUUCUAAGCGAAGUUAAUCUUUCCCUUCUGCACAAAUUGAAUUAUCAACACUUGCACUUUCUCCACACAGUUUCUUGAAAACAAAGUUAUGUCCUCUUUUAAAAUUAGUUAGCCACUCAUCACUAGCUGUAAAGCCUUUUAACCCGAGUGACGUAGCAAAUGACUUCGCUUUUUUCUUUAUCGUGUACUCUUUAAUGAAAAUGUUUUGAUCUUGUAAACUGCGCCUGGGUACAAUCUUUUCUUUUUUAAUCCAACCUGUCAAUUACACUGGAGCUUUUUUUGAGAGAAACAAAUUUUUCUUCACAAUUAGAGGCAUUACAAUUUAAAAAUUUUAAAACGCUGGCGUGUUUAAACAUUUGUGACAUUGUGUCAAAAAAGCCUUGCGUUGUGAAAAUUAAAAAAAAUUAGUUCUUUAAAUACAUUCUGAGUGAACAUGGUGAGCUGCUGCGCACACAUAUUCAUACCUUGUGACUAUUGCAUUAUGAUACAAAUUCAGAAAAUUAGUUAUUGAACCUUGUCGAAGUUGCGCUCACCUGUCAUGAUUUCGCCGUGGCACACCAAAACUUUGGAUUUGAACAUACACAUAAACUUGUACACUUUUUUUUACAAAUUUGUAAACAGAGGGAUGUGAAAAAAUAAAAUGUUUCAUUAAAAUGACAGUUAAACGAUUUAUAAGCAUUUGUCGUUCUGCUUAUAUCUGCAGUAACAACUGCCCAUAUUUCAAGAAAAUAAGAAUCCUACGAAAUGUACGUAUCUAAAAGAUAGUCGGCGUAGAUAGUAACUUCAAAUGAUCAAGAAAUUCAAGUUAUCAAAUGUUCGAUUAUCAAGAGUCGACUGUGUAUAUAUGCAAUAUAUAUUAUUCACAUAUAUCAAAAUGUUUUCAAGAAACUGAAAUAAAUAAAUAGAUUUUAUAUAUAAAAUAAUUAAAUAAAGGAAAUAAAAUAUGUAUAAAGUUUUCAACAAUAUAAGUACUUUAUAAUAUGUAAAAAACAAGACUAAAAUUAUAAUAAGUAUCAAAAUAAUAUUUCAAAUCUCUUGUCUACGUAACAGUAUUUUUUAUAAUUAAAUAGUAUUCCUAGAAACACUGUAAAGACAAUCAAGAAGGCUAGUGCUUUUAAGGGCAUGUCACUGUGAGGUCAUGUGAUUUUACAUGGAAAUAAUUUCCGCAGGUUUUCUUGUAAAAUAUUUUUUUAAUUUUAAAAACCACUUAUUCAAAUAAGUGAAAGUACACUGGUUAAACAGUGUAAUUUCAUUUAUUCAAAUUAAAACAGUACUUGAUGGAACUAAAAAAUAAAUUAAAAUAAUUACUUGCCCGUGUGGAAAAAGCCACGAUCUUGCCCCCAAAACUUCGGAGCCCCCGGCGAGGGCGCAUGAGGGCUGAUCCAUAUGGCGAAUCCAUGAGGGCCAACGUAGAGGCCCCGCAUGCAUCGCCCUCAUGAACGAUUACCUAAAUUUUCUGAGUGCAAAAAGUCAAAUAUUUUUUUAUUACCAAAAAAUUAAUGUUUAUAAUGAUUCAGAACAACGAAAAACGCGUUUUUAAUAAAAAUAUAUUUACACUUCUUUUGAAAAUUCACCUGGGAUGAUUAAUGAUAAUAAUCAUAAAGCAUAUAAUUAAUUAUAUUUUAUAAAUUGUAUUUGAUUGGAAAAUAUAAUUUAUUAUGAGGCAAAUGUAUUCUGCCCUACGAUAUACUUUUUUAAUGCUUCUUUAAGCGAAUUAACUAUAGCAUUGCGAAACUUAUUAUUUGAUUUUAACAACAAUAAUACCACCUAGCGCUUAGUUUUAGUUUUACUUUAAAUUGAAUUAUGUUAAUUUUUUAACAAUUCCUUUAUAUAUCUUAGUACUUAGUACGAAAGGGCAUUUUUUCUUUUUUCUUUUGUAAGACCGUCUAUUUUUGAAAAUAAAUAAAAAAUAAAUAAUAUCUUAACUUUAACUAUAUGAUUUUAAGCACUAGCUUUUCUAAGUUAGGUAUUUUGUAAGUUUAAAUAGCGUCAAGAAGUUAGCAUUCGUUUUCACGUAGCGUGCGUAGCGUAGAUGGUAAAGAGUUAGGCUGGUUCAACAAUGAGCUCGACGCAAGGUAAACGCAGCUUGACGUGAACGCGACGCGCUGACGUCACAAUGUUAAUCAAAUGGGUUACGUCAGCACGUCGCGUUCACGUUCGCGUCGCGUACCAUGGAUUGUAUGCUGACUCUACAUUGGCUGCGCAAACGUGUACGUGAACGUGAACGUGCUGACGUCACAAUGUUAUUUAAAUGGGUGACGUCAGCACGUUCACGUACACGUUUGCGCAGCCAAUGUAGAGUCAGCAGUAGAGCCGACUUGAUUAGCAUUGGAAUGCGUCCCGUCAACGCUGCGUUUACCUUGCGUCGAUCCCAUUGUGGAACCAGCCUUAGGUUUAUAGUCUGUAGGUCUUCGAUUCCCCCCAUGUGUUAGAUUUAUUUAUUUUUCAGGUUUGCGUUUAAUCAUUAAUUCUAUGUAUGAAUUAGUUAAAAAAUUAAAAUAUCCAAUCAUAAAAUAUUUUUUAAUUAAUUAAUUUAUUAUUACUUUUAAUCUAUAUCCGACAGUUAAUUAAUUAGAACGUUCAUUAAUAAAUUCAAUUUGAGUAAGACUUUAAUUUAAAAAUGGAAGAAUUAGUAAAUAAAUAUGUUAUUUAUUCAUAAUUGAAGCUUAUUUAUUAUUAAUUAACUUUUAUUAUUAAUAUUGUUGAUUAAAAAACAUUAAGGCAAACGUGAGGGCUCAUGAGGGCGCGCAGAGGGGCGCCAUCAUCGAUGAGCAUGUCGUUUCCAUAAGGGGCCACCUAUGGAUCACCCAUAUGCGCCCCUGAUGGCACGAGGGCGGUCUAUAAGGGCCUCCAAUGGGGGCCUACAUCACUUUUCCACACGGGUAUUUUUAUUUUUUUUAUUAUUUAAUAAUUUUAUUUUAUUUAAAACAAAAUAUUAUCUUUUUUAAAUAAAUAAUAGCACAAUUACCAAUUUAAAAUUAAACGCGUUACAUUUUUACUUUAAAUCUUAUUUUGCACAGUCUAAGCUGGCAGGUCAGGUUUAUAGACACGUAUCGUCAAUACUAAAUACAAAAAUUAAAACUCUAAAUGAAAUAGACGAGUCAAUGAACUUCGAUUUAAACAGCACGUGAUAGUGAAAUAUUUCUAGAAAAAUAAAAAUCAUGAGUCUAAUUUGGAAAUUAAAUGUUAUAAUGCUACAUUAUAACAUUUCUGAAAUUGUCAAUGAAUAGUUAUAACUUCUAUUUUUUAAACACAAGGUCAUCUUUAAGAUAAAAAAAAAAAUCCUGGUUUAACCCCUUAAAUCUCUCAGAAUCUAAUGAAAAAUUAUUAUCACAUUUUAACUACUUCAUAAAAUUUCUGCCUAAUUGAUAUGUCAAAUAAUAGAGAAUAUUUUAACGAGAAAACAUAAAAUAAAAUAUUUACACAUGACAUAACAAUUUUAUGUCCUUAAUAAAAAUAUACGUAACAUCUGCAUGUAAACAAUUAGAAAAAAGUUUUUGUGAAAAAACUUAUUUUUGAUUCAUUUUGUUGAUUAGAUUUAUAAUUAAUUAAACUAUCACUUUUUUAGAAGAAAUUAUCAUUAGAGAGCUUAAAAAACAAAAUUCAUUAAUGUAGUAUUAAGAAAUUAAAAGCUGUUGAUAUUAACAACAUUAUUAAAUUAUAUGACAACAAACUUUUAGCAUACGACAGCUAACUGCUUUCAUGCAAAUUUACUAAAAGUUUUAAAAAAAAUUUACUUUAAAUCAACAUAAUUUUAUUUUUAAAAAUUCUUUUGAAAAUUUGUUUCUUUGACAAAAACUUUUUUCUCACCAUUACAUAAACUGCAUUUAUAUACAGUACAUAUA